AUGCGCAAAAAGUACAGAAUAAUAAAAUUAGUGCUUCUAUUUUUUACCGCGUUCGUUUUCUUCUCUAGAAGCAAUUAUUUAUCCAGAAUAACAGCGAAAGAAUUGUUUGUGCGGACUUAUAACGUUGGAGUGCUGAUGGCAUCCCAUUUAGACAGCCCUUAUCCAUCGUGUAGUGGUGCAAGAGCACCAGGAUUAGCGGCAGACAUGCAUUUUCGUGAUAACGUUAUCGCAUUUAUCGGUCCAGCGUGUGCUUUUGCAUUAGAACCUGUUGCAAGGCUCGCGGCUUAUUGGAACACGCCAAUAAUUACUGGAAUGGGCGAUCAGCCGCCAUCAGAAGGCGAACUCUCGGUAACAUCCGGUAUCCUUGGUAGACUUCACAAGUGGAAAAAUGAGAGCUCUGGAAUUUUUAAAGAUAAAAGUAAAUACCCUACUCUAACAAGAAUGUCUUAUUGCCAAUGUCGCUUGCGAUUAGUAUUCUCAAGUAUUUUCAAGGAAUUUGGAUGGUCACACGUCGCAUUGAUCCUCGACAAAUCUGAUUUGUUCUCAUUAACCGUAGGAAAGAAUUUGGAGUACGGAUUACGGAAAGAUGGCUUGUUGAAAUUUGUUCGAGAACUCGAUGGUAAUGCGCAGGAUGAUUCUUAUCAUUUGUAUCUUCGCGAUGCGAGUAUGUAUGCCAGAGUUGUAAUUCUGAGCGUUCGAGGAACCCUUGUCAGAAGAUUCAUGCUAGCAGCCCAUGCAUUAGGAAUGACACGCGGUGAUUGGACAUUUUUAGACGUAGAAAUAAUUCAGGGAUCAUAUUGGGGCGAUCAUGACUGGGAAAUAGGCGACGUAGAAGAUGCGGCGGCACGAAAAGCUUACGAAGCUCUUUUAAGAGUUUCUUUACUCCAGCCAACUUCUCCCCGGUUCCAAGACUUUGCAGAAGACGUCCGGAUCCGCGCGCAAACAAAUUACAAUUACACAUUUUCCGACGGCGAGGAAGUUAAUUUUUUCAUCGGAGCUUUUUACGACGGAGUUUACUUGCUCGGUAUGGCGCUCAACGAAACUCUAUCUGAGGGAGGAAAUAUCCUUGACGGACUCGCGAUGACGAAGAGAAUGUGGGGUAGAGAUUUUAUGGGAAUUACUGGGCAUGUUAGGAUUGAUGAAGACGGCGAUCGAGACGCUGAUUACAGCAUUCUUGAUCUCGAUCCUAUUACCGGAAGGCAAUUGAUUUUUUGUUUAAUUUUAUUUAGCAUUAUUAAAUUUGAAGUGGUCGCGCAUUACUUGGGAUUAAACAGGGAGUACAACCAAGUGUCCGGAAAAAAAAUCCACUGGCCGGGUGGCCGCGAAGGACCACCCGCGGAUAUUCCUGAGUGUGGAUUCCUCGGAAAUGAUCCGGCUUGUGCGCUUAAAACAGACGCGUAUACUCUAAUCCUCUACUCAAGUUUCGCGCUAGGUGUAUUUUUAUUCGCGGUUUCUACCGCGGCUUGCUUCCUUUACAGACACCUACGCCUUUCGGCUGACUUAAACAACAUGUCCUGGAGAAUCAGACCCGAGGAACUGCUACUGGAAGUCAGUAAGACUUUUUCUUCUAAAAUUAAUCUUCAUCAGGCUAUGGCGGAGGCUAAUAAUUUUGGAUUGGAACAAAAAAGACGAGGCUCGCAAUUAAGUGGGGAUUCAUUAGCGCCUACUAGUAUGUUUACCAGUGUCGGAAUUUACAAAGGCGAAAGGGUUGCUAUAAAAAAAGUGACUAAAAAAAAAGUUGUUGACGUAACAAAAAAAUUACUAUGGGAAAUUAAACAAGUACGCGAUGUUACUUCUGAAAAUACUGUCAGAUUUAUUGGAGCGUGUCUCUGUUCACCAUCCCCUACAGUAUUAAUACUAACAGAGUACUGUCCCAAAGGAUCGCUUAAAGACGUCCUGAAUAAUGACGCGAUAAAACUUGACUGGAAUUUCCGAAUGUCAUUAAUUCACGAUAUCGUUAAAGGAAUGGAUUAUUUACAUGCGAGCGAAGUAAACGCUCACGGUAAAUUGCGGUCGUGCAAUUGUUUAAUCGACGGACGUUUUGUUCUCAAAAUAUCUGACUUUGGUCUCAAGACUCUGACCACUCCAGCGGAAUUAAUUAUUGAUGAUAAUUAUUACACAAAAUUAUUAUGGAUUGCACCAGAAUUAUUACCACAAACAGUAUUACCAGGUAGUGCUGCUACGCAAAAAGGUGAUGUUUACAGUUUUGCUAUUAUAUUAGAAGAAAUAAUAUUACGUGGUGGUCCUUAUGAAGUUGCUAAGAGUUAUAUGUCAUCACAAGAAAUUGUAAAUAGAGUGUCUUCUGGAGAAAAUCCUUGCUUUCGUCCAGAAGUCCAGCCAAAGGAUUGUCCUCCAGAUAUUCUGUGCUUAAUGGAACGCUGCUGGAGUGAAAUAAGCGAGGACCGUCCAACUUUCCAAGCUAUCCGCGGAAUAAUUCGCGGGAUUAUGAAAGGAUACUGCGAAAAUUUAAUGGAUGAUUUGCUACGACGUAUGGAACAGUAUGCAAAUAAUUUAGAAGCAUUAGUUGAAGAAAAAACUGAACAAUUAACUUUAGAAAAACGUCGAAGUGAAGAAUUGUUGUAUCAAGUAUUACCAAGACAAGUAGCUGGUCAACUAAUGGCAGGAGAACUGGUCCAACCGGAACAAUUCGAGUCCGUGACAAUUUACUUCAGUGACAUAGUAGGUUUCACAGCUCUGUGCGCCCAGAGUACAGCAAUGCAAGUAGUAGACUUCCUAAACGAUCUCUACAGCACAUUCGACCGUAUAAUAGGUUUCUACGACGUUUACAAAGUAGAGACAAUUGGUGAUGCUUAUAUGGUAGUCUCAGGACUGCCCCAGAGAAACGGGGACGAGCACGCCAAAGAAAUCGGUCUGAUGGCUCUCGCCAUCCUGGACGCUGUCAAGUCCUUCAAAAUCGGACACAGACAGGACUCCCAACUAAGCGUCAGGAUUGGAGCUCACAGCGGUCCGGUUUGUGCUGGAGUCGUUGGCCAGAAGAUGCCUCACUACUGUCUAUUUGGUGAUACUGUUAACACUGCUUCACGUAUGGAGUCUUCUGGCCUACCUCUAAAAAUUCACGUGUCAGAGACGACUAAAAAUAUUUUGGACAAGUUCGGUACAUUUGAACUUGAACUCCGCGGCGAAGUUGAACUCAAAGGCAAGGGCACAGUGACCUCUUUUUGGUUGAACGGUUGCACAACUCCAGAUCCUCGGUUAUCAUCACCAAAGUUACGGAAGCACAGCACCAGUCCUCCGGACAACGGACAAUGCACGACUUUGAAUCCUUUGAUUUUUCCUCAAAAUAUUUUAAACGCCAAAAACUCAAAUAAUACUUUUAUUAAUUUGUCUGAACUCUAA
Molecule: messenger RNA, 3357 nt
Organism: Cotesia congregata
Lineage: Eukaryota; Metazoa; Arthropoda; Insecta; Hymenoptera; Braconidae
Source: the annotation of a GenBank genome assembly